This is a messenger RNA of Drosophila willistoni, 2272 nucleotides long. It is a transcript of the gene Rsph3, whose product is annotated as radial spoke head protein 3 homolog B. Gene Ontology annotation, cellular component: cilium. The record is from RefSeq and is a predicted model, not a curated record. The transcript has 4 exons. The coding region runs from base 16 to 2019 and encodes 667 amino acids. Lineage: Eukaryota; Metazoa; Arthropoda; Insecta; Diptera; Drosophilidae.
AGACGUGGAAAUACCAUGCCAGAGACGACGACGAGAACAGCAACGAAUCCGAACCAUGUGAAUCCAGAUAACUUCCCAGACAAUAGAACCGAAUCGGAGCAACAGAGUCGAGCACAGAACUUCUCAUUUUCAAGCAACUAUCCCUAUGCACCAGGACGGAGCUCCAAUAUCAAUAAUAUCAACAACUACACAACUUCUAACAACUCGCAAACAAACUACCACGUGCAGCGCUAUCAGAGUCCUUAUAACUUUCAGCAUAUUGUGAGCAACGCAUUUUCAAUAUUGCAUCAUCCCUCGGUGGAACUUUUUGACUACUCCACCACCUCAACGAGCAAUCCCAGCAAUCCCAGCAAGCCCAAUCAAGCCAUUGUGCGUCCUCUACCACGAACCGAAACUGCUCAGCCGCAAGAGCAACAGCCAACGCAACCGGAGCGGCAACAGCAUGUAAUACGAGAGCCACCGACCACAAGAUCCUUCUUCUCACGCAGCACUCAAGAAGUACGAAGUUUCGCCGAUGAGUUGAGGCAAAAGUUACGAUUCCUGGCGCCGGAGGAGAACUUUGCUGGUUCUGGCAAUUCCGGCGCCUGGCUACCCAAUCGACACUACGCCCUCGACAUGCCGCAACGUCCACGCUUCGAGACUACAGUGCCUACGGGCAUAUUUCUGCCACCACCGCACGAACUACAGUCGCUGCCAGCGUCAAUGCUGCGGCGUCAUGUCUAUGCCUAUUCCUCGUACCCCAUAAUCUUGCAGAGUUACUAUCAAAACAAGGAGCCCACUACCGAAAAGGACACAAAAACCCGUUUAAAUGGCGUUCGAGCUACUGCUGCAAUCGGUGCAGCAGCGCCAUUGACGACCUCCAAGACCUCCGCUGCUGCUGCUGCUGCUGCUUCUGCAGCUGCACCGUCUGUAGAGCAGGCCAAUCUAGCGGGGGGUCUUCAUAUAACCAAGGCACAGUUCCAACAGCAAUUGCAACAACGUCAACGCGACAAAAGACCCGUCGUACCGCCUCCGGAGCCCUACAAGAAUGUCAUGUACGACCGACGUGUGAUAAAGGGCAGCAACUUUGGUAACCCCUCCAUAGUGGCGGAUGUUGAUCCCUUUGACAAGGCUGCCGAAUUGAGGCGACGCAAUAUGCUAAGGAAACGUUCAAUACAGUGCAGAAAUCAGAGAAAUGUUUUGGGCACACCUCCUCCAGUCAAGGGACGAAAACAUGAGACCAUACAAACAGAGAAAUAUUUGGAGAAAUUGGUCCAAAGGCCACCAGAGUUUUCAGUUGAUACGCAAACCGAUUUGUAUCUGGAGAAACCGCCAACGCCACCAUUUAUCCCAGCCAAAGUUGGCAUCGAUGUUGGCACUGAGAUCGCUGACGGAGAGCUGUUUCACUUUGAUGCUGAAGCUCAGCCGAUCAUUGAUGUCCUGGUGGACGCCUGCAUUGAGCAGAGUAUGCUGGAGGUUGCCCAUGAAAUGGAGCUGGAUAGCUUGAGACGCAAGCAAGAAGAAUUCCUGGCUCAUCGCGAGGCGGAAUUGGCUGAGCUGCGCCGUUUGGAGGCCGAGGAAAUCCGUUUGCAGGCCGAGAAAGAGCGUCGUCUGCGUCAAGAUGCCAUUGCCAAGGAGUUGGAUGAAGAAAUGCAAAAGAGUGUGACAGCGGCCAAGUUGCUCCAGGGACACAUCGCCAGCCUGGUGCCCGAAGUCCUUGAAAACAUUGAACCAGCCAGCGAUGCGGUGAAGAAGGAGCAACUCACAAAGAGCAUUUGCCCCUGGCUCUCUGCUGAAGUAGCCGAGGAAGUCGGACACAUUGUCGACUCCCGCGAAAUUCUUACGGCCAUCAUUCAGGAGAUAAUCAAACAGCGCGCCGAGGUCUACAUAGGCUAUAAGGAUGCCGAAGUGGAACCAACACCACAGCCGACAGACGCCGGCGAAGAAGAAUGCUGCAUGGAGGAAAUGGAUGGAACAUGUCUAAGCGAGUCCGAGCUGCUUGAGUGUAGUGAACCACCGCCCGAGCCGCCGCGUAUGUGAGCGGGUAUCGAGUGAGAGAGCGCCAGAGUUUCGUUCUAGUUAAGUUUUGUUUAAAUGAGCCCAUUUUUAGGUCCGCAAUCCUUGAGAAGCUCAAGCCCGCCAUCUUUCUGCUUGUGCUUGGCAGCUGGGUUUGGUAGCACGGUUUCCCCCUCCUGCCAAGCACAAACAAAAAGCUAUGCGCCAACAAAGUUCUCAAUAUUGUUACAAGGUUUUUGUGUUUUAAAAAGCGCCGAAAAUUUUAACAAAUAAAAAA